Molecule: messenger RNA, 3898 nt
Organism: Solenopsis invicta (red fire ant)
Lineage: Eukaryota; Metazoa; Arthropoda; Insecta; Hymenoptera; Formicidae
Product: zinc finger protein 845
Exons: 7
Coding region: 771-2831 (686 amino acids)
Biological process (GO): regulation of transcription by RNA polymerase II
Cellular component (GO): nucleus
Molecular function (GO): DNA-binding transcription factor activity, RNA polymerase II-specific; RNA polymerase II transcription regulatory region sequence-specific DNA binding
Source: RefSeq, a predicted model, not a curated record
CACUGAAUACUUUUGUAUCUAUAUGUAAUGUUCAAUUAUAAGUUUUCCAAAUGUUUAUUUCGAAUGUUAUUUGUGAUAUGACUUGAGGUGAAGAGCUUUGGAAAAAUAUAAUUGUUGAACAAACCUUAAAUAGAAUUUUAAGAAGUCUCGAAAUGAUGAAGCAAAGUAGAAAUAUAGAUAUUUAAAUGGGUAUUGUUUCAAAUAUAUGAAUUGAGAGGAGAAAAUGGUAUUACGACUUCCCAUUUGGUACAAUAACUUUGUUGAUAGUGAAUAUUUUAAAUUAAAAACUUUCAACAGUUACAUUCAUUUGUGUGUUAUUUAAUCAAUUCUGGAAACCAGAUUACUCAAAAUAUACACAGCCAAAUAAAAUAUUAGUAGCAAAGAAAAUACUUGAGAAAUGCUAAAGCAUACAUAUUUGUGUGAUAAUGCAUCCAAAUUCAAAAGGAAUGAGUGUAAUUGCAAGUGUAAUUAAAAGUGCUAAAACAUAUCUUGAAAACAAUUUCAAAGUGCUGAAAAAUACAAAUGCUUUAUAACAAAUAUCUGCUAGUGUAUAGUGGUAUUUUAGCUCCACAGCAUAACAAUGAGCUAAUAAACAUUUGAUUCCAUAAUUAAUCAUCUAGAAUUUAGCACCUAAUAACAAAAUGGAAUACAAGUGAUCAUUACAUCUACAAGGGCCAUAAUACCACCUUCUUUUCUAAUUCAAUGACAUAAAGGGACAGCAAAUCAAUCGGAGUUUUCUCGCGACCAUUGGCAAUAAUGGAGUUGUUAUAAUGGGCGAUCCACAGACGAUACAAAUGGAUGAAAAUGGAGAGAUUAAAGUCAUAGAAAAGAUGGACACAGAAGAAACGCAACCAGAUCAAAAUUCUCUGGAUUUCAAGAUAUCUGAAGGUCUCGCCGGCGACGGAGUGCAAAGAAGAUUGCAGUCGCAGGGAUUAGUGGCUAUUCCCAUACAAAAUGUGGAUCAUAAGGCGGCGUUGAUGGAGAAGAACAUAAUCGUGUUACCGGAUAGCUCUGAGCUCAUGGAUGGUGAAACCGCGACCCUGAUCGACGUGAAUCGUGUAAACGAAGCGGAGGAGGUUGACGAGGCUGAUCUUCUGCGUGUCAAGCGAGAGCUGUGCGAGUUUGAAUCCGACGCCGUAUACAGUUGUACCAGUUGCGAAAUGAGCUUCAAUUCUGUCCUAGAACACAUCAAGCAGUUCCACGAUGGCCAGGAGGUUUUGCUAGAAAUGGCAGAACAGUUGAACGACAUGGCAACGACGAGUCCGGCAUCGGCUGUAUCUGAAAGCUCAGAAAAUGUGCCGAGCGCACGACCACGGCAGGCGUUGAAUACGCUGCGCACGGAAGAAUGUGUGGAUAACGACGGUAGGCUCUAUACCAGAAAAGUGGUGCAAAUUGAAAGAUUCUGGGACCGUACUCCGAUUCAGGUUACGACGUCGCAAGCGAAGGCACCGAUGAUCGAAAAGUUCUUUUCGAACGUGGAGGGAGUUAAGGUACGAGAGAAACGCCUGGCGAAUGCAUCGGUGCGAAUGUACAAGUGCAAUCAGUGCCUGCAGCAGUUCUCCAAGUUGGGAAACUAUCGCGUGCACGCCUGUCAUCGUGGCAAUAACCGUUGCGAGCAGUGCGACCAAAGUUUCGCAACCCCUAGGGCCUUGCAGCUCCACGUAAAGGUGCACGAAAUCGAGGCCGAUCCGAGCCAGAAGACGUUUAUCUGCACUACGUGCGGUACUGAAUUUUGCUCCCACAAAAGCCUACGAUUGCACUCGAGGAUGCACGCGCCAGUGAGAGCCAGACAUGUCGAUGCACCCGAGGGCACCCCUAAUGCAACUUUUACUUGCCCCGAAUGUGGCAAAACGCUGUCCGAGUCGUACAAAGACGCGCACAUGACACUGCAUACGGGUGACUCUGUGACGUGCACCGUUUGCAAUCGGAAGUUUGAUUCUGCGGACAGUCUAGCGAUGCACGCGGCAGUACACGUUGAACUGGUACCUCCGCAAUCGCCUACUCCUUCAGUCUCAUCGUCAUCCACUGUGGAGACAACGACGACAUCGGCGACGUCAACGGUAACAUCAGCGACGACGGUGACAUCGACGACCGCCACGACAUCAACAACGACGGUAACGACGACGACGGCGACGGUGGCAACGGCGGAAUCCGACAGUCAGAAGCCUUAUCAGUGCCAGCAUUGCGGACGCAGGUUUACCAGGCCGCACGAGAAAGUCAAGCACGAGCGGAUACACACUGGAGAGAAGCCGCAUGCCUGUGAGGUUUGCGGCAAGACUUUUCGCGUGUCUUACUGCCUGACCCUUCACAUGCGCACCCACACGGGCGUCCGGCCGUAUGCCUGUCAGCACUGCGGCAAGCGUUUUAAAGCGUCUUCGGUUUACAAUCAUCACCUACUAACGCACGGCGAAGAACGCGCCUAUACGUGUCCAUAUUGUCCGAAGACGUUCAAGACGCGAGUGCAGCUGGCCGGUCAUAAAAACAGUCACACGAAGCCGUUCCGAUGUACCGAGUGUUCACGGCCGUUUGCAUCGCUCUACGCUGUCCGUGCGCACAUUCAGACCCAUAAGAAGGACAACAAUCUUAAGUUCAGCUGCUACGUAUGCGGCGCGUCGUACGGUCGAGCGUUCGCUCUCAAGGACCACCUGAAACAGCACGGUCAGGAUGUACUGGCGCUACCGGAGCCAGCGCGUGAAGAAGAGGUACACGAGAACUUCCUUCUUGGCGAGGAGGAGGCCGAAGAAGAUGAAUUCGCAGUUCCGACGCCGCCGCCACCGCCGUUACUUCCUGUCGUUGCGCGUUCCUCCGGUGGCGUGAAUGACACCGACUAGGGUGUCGAUUAUUGGCAAUUGGAUUCUAGUCAUAGAAUCAUUACGCGUCCCGUAAGCUGGCCGUAAACCUACGUACAAAGAUCAUUCGUGGAGAAAAUUUACAAUCGACACGGAUGGUCACCGCGAGUACACGAGAGUUUCUAGUUCCAUGAAUUUUUAUUCGAGAUGAUAAAACGGAUUUUUUACCAAACCAAUCGCAAUCGAUUAGGACCUAGUUGUAAGCAUUGUUGACUCGUUAAUAAAGUUUAUUCGUUUGAAAUGUCUCCUAUCGUUCGUCGUAUUCCGAAAUUCGUGAGCUUGAUUUGGAAUCAAAAACAUUCCGUCGCAAGAAGCAACUAAUCCUCUAAUACAAGUGUUGUACUACCUCAAUCUAUUAAGCUGAAUAUAAUUAUGAACGAGGAUUAAUUGGGGAUGAUUAUUUGAUUCUUAAAAAAAAGAAGCAAAAAAAAUAUUAAAUAUAUUGAUUGUAAUACAUUCUCAUACACUGAAUUGCAAACUUUCAAAUACACUUUUAAAGCAAAAUUUUAUAAUAAAAUUAGUAAUUAAGAAUUAUACAUUUAUAAUACAUACUUAUGUCCAACAACUAACCAGCGAAGUUUAAAAAGUAAAUAAAGCUCACGAAUUACUCAUCGAUGAAGAAACCUAUCGCGAUUAGUUAAAUAAUGUUGAGUUUCAAAUACACACUUUUAAAAUAUUUAAAGCUGCUUGGCAGCAAGAAAUGAAUUUCCAUACGUAACAUAUGCGAGUACGCGUCACAGCGAACAAACUCGUUUUAGUUUUAAUUUUGCGGUUAUUUAAUUUAUUAUUUAUAAUAUAAUUACGAAUUGUUGAUAUGAUUACAAAAUGUUACACUCACAUAAUUAGUUGUAUCAAUUAAAGUUACUCAAAAGAGAUUUAAAUUCCGGGACAUGCGCCAAUUGGAAUUUUAUUCAAGUGAAAAUUGAUCCGGUAUUAUUUUAGGAUCGUUUAGUCUUAAUAAUUUAGGAUUUCUGAAUGUUACACUGGUUGUUACAUGCUGUUGUUGUUUGGAAAAUAUUUUAUGACAAAUUAAAUUUUUACUAAAAAAA